AUGAAGCAGCAUGGCACCCAUGGAAGUGUUUUGAUGAUAUGCUCACAGUCAUCGCACCAUGUUUGUCCUGGCCAUUUAUUGACUGGCUACGCGGGUACCAAGGGUUUUGUUUGGUCGCUAGCAAGAAGCCUGGCUCAUGAGCUCGCUUCCGACAGCAUUCGCGUGAACACAGUCUCUCCAGGGUACAUUGCCACUGAUAUGAACCUGUCAAUCGCCGCCCAUCGACCGGGGCUAUUUCGCAUUUUUCACGAGGCACCCCCUCUUGGGCGCGUUGGAAAGCCCGAAGACCUUCAAAUGGCUGCAUUGUAUUUACUGAGUGACGCCUCCUCAUAUGUGACUGGGCAGGAUCUUGUCGUGGAUGGAGGAAUGCAAGUCUCUUCUGGGAACUACAAAUGCCCCUCUGACUAG
Molecule: messenger RNA, 408 nt
Organism: Penicillium canescens
Lineage: Eukaryota; Fungi; Ascomycota; Eurotiomycetes; Eurotiales; Aspergillaceae
Product: SDR family NAD(P)-dependent oxidoreductase
Exons: 2
Coding region: 1-408 (135 amino acids)
Molecular function (GO): oxidoreductase activity, acting on the CH-OH group of donors, NAD or NADP as acceptor
Source: RefSeq, a predicted model, not a curated record